Coccomyxa subellipsoidea C-169 is the source of this 870-nucleotide messenger RNA. Its product is annotated as mitochondrial substrate carrier protein. Gene Ontology annotation, cellular component: thylakoid membrane. Gene Ontology annotation, molecular function: ATP transmembrane transporter activity. Lineage: Eukaryota; Viridiplantae; Chlorophyta; Trebouxiophyceae; Coccomyxaceae. Gene Ontology annotation, biological process: transmembrane transport. The record is from RefSeq and is a predicted model, not a curated record. Bases 1 to 870 code for a protein of 289 amino acids. The transcript has 8 exons.
AUGCUCUGCAGAGUCUUCCCAUGCCUGCCCAUAUACAGGUUGUUUCUCUGUGGCGGGUUCUCCGGCGCUAUUGCACGCACGGCUACAGCCCCUUUGGAGCGCAUAAAGCUUCUCUCACAAGUGCAGGCUAUAGCUGCGGCAGCUUCAUCCCGACCGGCUGUGUAUAAAGGCAUCGGUCCAACCGCUGCAAAAAUAUACAGGGAAGAGGGCUUGCGGGCAUUUUGGAAGGGCAAUGGGACCAAUGUGGUUCGCAUAUUUCCUUACAGCGCUGUGCAAUUCUCAGCAAACGAGAAAUACAAGAGGCUCCUGGCAACAAAGGAUGGAAAACUGACAGUGGGUCAGCGCCUGACUGCUGGAGCUUUUGCUGGCAUGUCUGCAGUAGCAGUGACUCACCCCUUGGAUGUCAUUCGCCUGCGCCUAUCUUUGCCCCGUGCAGGCUAUACAGGGAUGACAAAUGCUCUGGUCACCAUCAUGCGCACAGAGGGCAGCUUUGCACUGUACAAGGGCUUUGCCCCUGCCCUGAUCGGCACCGCGCCCUUUGCCGCGCUCAAUUUUGCCUCGUACGACUUGCUGAAGAAGUACUUUUUUGAUUUAGAUGUCAGGCCCAGCACAGCAGGCACACUUGGCAUGGGCGCCGCCUCGGGGCUGCUGGCUUCGUCUGUGUGCUUCCCACUCGACACUGUGCGGCGGCAGAUGCAGAUGCGCGCAUGCACCUACACCAGCCAGGCCAACGCCAUCUCCACCAUCUGGCACACAGAGGGCUAUCGAGGAUUCUACAGAGGAUGGACCGCCAAUGCUUUAAAGGUGCUCCCUCAGAACAGCCUCCGGUUCGCCUCUUAUGAGGCGCUCAAAACCUUCAUGGGAGUCUGA